Cryptococcus wingfieldii CBS 7118 is the source of this 1197-nucleotide messenger RNA. RefSeq lists its product as hypothetical. The transcript has 3 exons. Gene Ontology annotation, molecular function: zinc ion binding; nucleic acid binding. The coding region runs from base 1 to 1197 and encodes 398 amino acids. Lineage: Eukaryota; Fungi; Basidiomycota; Tremellomycetes; Tremellales; Cryptococcaceae. The record is from RefSeq and is a predicted model, not a curated record.
AUGUUCGCCGCUCAGCAGAGCACCCCCAGCAUCCAGCAACAGUUGCUCGACCUGCUCGCAAGACAGCAGGAAACCCCCGCUCCUGCCCCCCGCACCUACUCCCUCCUCGGACGGCCCCGAUUUAUUUCGUCGACCAGACAAACUGACCCUUUCGUAAUCACACGACACCUCCUCGCCCUCGAAGAACACCUCGCCAGGGGCAAGGAUACGAUGAAGGAUAUCUUCUACGAGCGCUGGGUCAUUGAGGAGUGCAACCAUUCUAUCUCACAGGUCGGUCAAUGGCUGGAGUGGUCUCGGGAAGUGGGAAAGACGACCGUGUCCUUUGGGCAGUGGAGUCGGGCUUUCAAGAAAAAGGUCUUGGCUAGGGACUGGGUAGAUCAGGCGAGACACGCAAUCGUCCAGAAGCGGAUGGAGGGGAAGUCGGGCCAGAAUUUCGACACCUUUGCAAACCUCGUCCGCGAUUAUCAGCACCUCCUUCGCGACUCGGACGAGCCUCUCGCCGAGAUGGAGGUCAAGAGGAUUCUGGCGGCGGGACUGGACUCUCCCUACCUUCUCAGGGAGCGCGAUGCCCCUCUCUAUGAUAUUGAGUUAAUGUCCGAGACAGUCGACAACUGCGCCAACCAAGCUAUCUAUCAAAGCCAAUAUACUGCCCCGCGCCCUUCCUCUCGCCCAGCACCGAGACCCGCCCCAGCCUCUCCUGCUCGCCCUGCCCAGCUCAACGCCAUCUCAGUCAUGCCCAGUGCGCCGUCCGCGGCAGAAGUACACGCUUGGCUUGACCACACCGUCCGCUUGCCGCCUGGGGUUGAUGGUACCCGCGCCAGAGACUAUCUCAGGCAGCGAGGUCUUUGUUUCCGCUGUCGCCAGCAUGGGCACAUCUCCUUUGGCUGCCCCACCACUCUCCAGCAAGUUGCAUCGCUGUCCCCUGCCCCAGUUCACACCGCCGUCCCGGUUCAGGCUCUCGCCAAUGCUCCUGCUCCUGCCUCGUUGCCGUCUACCCCUAGCUCCACCAAUGGGUCAGUCCCUCUUCUUCAUGUCCAAGCUCGCCUCAGUGCUGAUGGUCCAUCAUACCAGUCACUAGUCGAUUCUGGUGCGGCCGUCAACGUCGUGGACAAGACGUUGGUGGAGGAGCUUGGGUUGGAAGUGAGGGAAAUGCCGCCUAUUGUGACUAGAAUGGCCAAUAGCACGUUUCAAAUAUAG